ACUUUCACACAGCGAAUGGCAAGAGUUAGUUGUGUCGGUGUUAGCCGCUGUUGAAUGUACCGAUAAUGUCAUGAGUUGUGAUUGAUUUGGCUGAGGAUCACAAGGCUGCAAAUGCAGCCUUUGCUGCAUCAGUCUUUGAGCUCCCUCUGGUUACCAUAGCUUCAGCCCAGCCCGACUGAUCAUCUAUAGUCAGGCCUUGAACCCUUUUAUAAGUUAUGCUGAAGGUUCAGAUACGAGAAGCGCGUACUGACGGGUAUUAACAGUGGCUGUAGACAUCUGUGGGAUGAUGGCUAACACACAUCAUGCCAACAAACGGUCCACAUCCUAACCUGCAGGCGGAUGACUGUUCAUCCGCUUCGGGAUUCACGCAAAAAAAAGAAUGUUAAUUUGUCUCAGUUAAAAAUCAUAAUUUUUAUAAGAAGAUAUUAAGGGAAAAUCCCACACUGGCUUUUCUCCACGAACGGAGCAAUCAUCACUAAAUAAGCACUGUAUAACCAGAGGGGGCGCCACUGCGCACAUUCAGCUAACCUAGCUAGUUAACCAGCGUUAGCUUUUCCGAAAGUUAGGCGCUUCUCAGUCAAUGUGUGUGAUCCCUCUAUUUGUGGCAGCUUUGACAAGAGGCCAAACCACAUUACAGGAGCAGUAAAAUGGCGUCAGAAAUAUCCGGGUCGCGGUGAAAAGUGUCUGGUUGGGAGUGAGAAGAAGCCUUUUGAAAUGAAGCUCAGAACACACUUGUGGGAUUUCCUUUCAGAAUGGAGCCGCUGUUGUUGCUAAGCUACAACCACCACCACGGCUCGUGCAGACAAAUAAGUGUUGCUAAGUGGUCUCUGAAACCUCCCGGUGCAGCAGCCCAGUAUCAAACCAGUUAAGAUGACAGGACUGUAGAUAUAAAAGGAAACAAAAACGGCAUCAAAGGGAGAAAACACCUCCCAUCACUUUGUGAUUGUCAUGAAGCACCUCUGCUCUGUCCUUGGGUCGAGUAAAGGAAGUUUCAUUCAUAAAGGCCAGUAUCAAAAUUAGCUUAAAAGGGGCUUUGCAACCUUUAUAUCACACUCUCCAUCCUUAGACACCUUGAUUUCAAGAAGGCAAACCUUCCCAGAAAGCCAUGUAGAAAAGGGAAAACAUCAGAAAGAGCAAAAGAGGAGGAGUACCUCUUUCGUGGUGGAGUACAGAACUGAACAACGUAACAGAAGUACAACUUAGGCAAUCAGGUAAACAAAAGUAUAGAUAAGUAGUUUAUAUAUAUGAAGAAUAUGGAUCCAAGAGGUUGUCAGGUAACUUCCAGGUGUGUUCAAACAGACCUGCCCAAUGCAACUUCCUGUCCACCAUGGAGGCCUGACAACAGGACAGACCACACUAACUCAAAAGGAGCUGACACAGAGGUUUAUACUGCAGAGCUGUGAGAGUGAUUGACCCCUCAACACAUUAGGGUGCUACGAUAACCACAGCCAUGCCUCCUCCAGCUGACAUCGUGAAGGUCGCCAUUGAAUGGCCCGGCGCUAACGCUCAGCUUAUAGAGAUGGAUCAGAAAAGGCCUUUGUCCUCAAUAAUACGGGAAGUAUGUGAUGGCUGGUCUUUGUCAGGCUCAGAGCAGUUUGCUUUGCGUUAUGCCGAUGGCCCUCAGCUUUACAUCACAGAGCAGAGCCGCAGUGAAAUCAAGAAUGGAACCAUCCUUCGAUUAGCCAUUUCACCUGCCCGUGCUGCUCGUCAGCUCCUGGAGAGGAUCCAGUCCCAUGGUAUCGAUGCUCGGCUGGAGGCUCUUAAAGAGCUUGCCAAGCUGUCCGCAGACCCAACCUUCGCCACAGAGUUCAUCAACAUGGAGGGCAUUGGGACGCUGGCCCGUCUGGUUGAGAGUGGCACCCACUUUGGUGAAAUGCUGGCCUUCACUCUCACUGCCUUCCUGGAGCUAAUGGAUCAUGGCAUCGUGUCCUGGGACCUUAUCUCCCUCUCCUUCAUCAAACAGAUCGCGGGCUAUGUGAACCAGCCGAUGGUGGACGUGUCCAUCCUGCAGCGCUCUCUCGCCAUCCUCGAGAGCAUGGUCCUCAACAGUCACAGCCUCUACCAUCGAGUGGCGCAGGAGAUCACCGUGGGACAGCUCAUCGGGCACCUGCAAGUGUCAAACCAGGAGAUUCAAACCUAUGCCAUCGCCCUCAUCAAUGCUCUUUUCCUGAAGGCGCCAGAGGACAGACGGCAGGAGGAGUAUACUAACCCGCUGGAGCAGCACCUCACUGAAAUGGCAAGCACUUUGGCUCAGAAACACUUGCGAUCCAUCAUCCUUAAUCACGUUAUUAGAGGAAAUCGACCAAUCAAAGCAGAAAUGGCACAUCAGCUUUAUGUGCUGCAGGUAUUGACGUUCAACCUUUUGGAAGAACGAAUGAUGACGAAAAUGGAUCCUAAUGACCAGGCUCAGAGAGACAUCAUUUUUGAGCUGCGUAGGAUUGCUUUCGAUGGAGAAAAUGACCCCACCGGCACAGAAAAGAGAAAGGCCAUGUACACCAAGGACUAUAAGAUGCUAGGGUUUACUAACCAUGUGAACCCGGCAAUGGACUUCACCCAGACGCCUCCGGGGAUGCUGGCUUUGGACAACAUGCUGUACCUCGCCAAGGUUCACCAGGACACGUACAUCAGGAUUGUGCUGGAGAACAGCAGCCGUGAGGACAAGCAUGAAUGUCCCUUUGGCCGGUGUGCCAUCGAACUCACUCGAAUGCUGUGCGAGAUACUCCAGGUUGGAGAAUUGCCUAAUGAGGGCUGCAAUGACUACCACCCCAUGUUCUUCACUCAUGACCGGGCUUGGGAGGAGUUCUUCUGCGUCUGCAUCCAGCUACUUAAUAAAACCUGGAAGGAGAUGAGAGCCACAGCUGAGGACUUCAAUAAGGUGAUGCAGGUGGUCCGUGAGCAGAUCACCAGGGCUCUGGCGAUGAAGCCGUCAUCUUUAGACCAGCUGAAGAAUAAACUGCGAGGCCUCAAUUAUUCGGAGAUUCUGCGUCUGCGGCAGUCAGAGAGAAUGAGCCAGGAUGACUUCCAGUCUCCACCUAUCAUAGAGCUGCGGGAGAGAAUUCAGCCUGAAAUCUUAGAGCUCAUCAAGCAACAGCGACUCAACCGGCUGUGUGAGGGAAGCUGUUUCCGUAAACUGGGGAACCGCCGAAGGCAAGAGAAGUUUUGGUUCUGCAGACUCUCACUGAAUCACAAAGUGCUGCACUAUGGGGACCUGGAUGAGUCACCUCAGGGUGAAGUGCCUUUUGAGCUACUGAGUGACAAGAUCCCCGUCUCUGAUAUCAAGUCUGUGGUGACCGGGAAGGACUGCCCUCACAUGAAAGAAAAAAGUGCUCUGAAACAAAACAAGGAGGUGCUGGAGUUAGCCUUCUCUGUCCUCUACGAUCCCGAUGAGACGCUCAAUUUUGUUGCACCCAACAAGUAUGAGUACUGCAUCUGGACUGACGGGCUGUGUGCGCUGCUGGGCAGAGAGAUGGGCAGUGACCUGACACGCAGUGAUCUAGAUACUCUCAUCAGUAUGGAGAUGAAGCUUCGCCUCCUCGACCUCGAGAACAUCACCAUCCCAGAAGCCCCGCCGCCCGUGCCGAAAGAGCCUAGCUCAUAUAACUUCACCUACAACUACAGCUGAAGUGUGUCUGUGUGUGUGUGUGUUUUGUCACGGAUGAGUAUUCUCGAUCUUUUGAUGAAUUCGACUGCAGACGUGUGCACCACACAAGGUUACUUUGAGUCUUUUACUUCCUUUUCAGAACCCUGGAGACUUUUCUCCGUCCGUGUUUAUGAUGCUGUACCGUUUGUCAAAUAGAAGAAAUGUGUUUUUUGUACCUCCGCAGAAAGUUCAGAGGUCAGGGUCCACUAGAGAGUAUAUUUUAAUCUUUUAAACUGUGGCUUAAUUUGUCAAUCAAAUCAUGUGGUGUCUGAGUGAGAUGUGAAGAUGAAGUGGCCACCAUUUUGGUUUUAAUACUGUGUUCACACUGAUACUGGGCUGAGAGUUUGCACACUCACACACUCCUGAAAUGAGAUUUAGCCACUGUCCUGCUCAAGGUCACUUCGGUAGGAGGGAGAGUCGAUGUCAAGGAGGACUGAACAGGACUUUGCUUUGACUGUGAAAUUCAGUGAUUAAGAGAGCAAAAGACAUAAUUUUUAAAAAGUCAGCUUAAGUAAAACAGAAGCAGAUAGAGGGGAAGGAUAAUCCCUGUUUGCCACUUUUAUCAUAUCUACUAGAUACAAAAUCUUUGGCUGUAUCUAACAAUUACCUUAAUGAGAUUCGUAUACAAGAUUAUUUCCUCUGAGUCGAUUAUUUGAUCUGUAAGAUGACAAAAAAAUAGGGAAAAAUACCCACCACAAUUUCCCAGAAGUUAACAUAUUUUAAAAAUUUAUUUUGUCUAUCUUGUGUUCCAAAGCCCAAAGAAAUUCAGUUUGCUAUGAUAGAAAAAAAACAUCAAACAGACAUAUUUGAGAAGCUGGAACCACUGAAAAGUUCAAAGUCUUUAUCAAGAUUUUUGCUGAUUAAUUUUUUAGCAAUCAUCAGGUCGAUUAAUGCAGUAAUCGUUUCAAGUUUUACUGUGAAGUGUCUGUUACUCAGCCUUCAUGCUGCUUCAGAUCUUUUGGCAAACUUCUCCCCUCAGAUUAAUGCGCCUUUUUGGAGGCUGUUCAAUAAGAAUGUGAUGUUUGGAGGUUCUUGACAAAGCCUUUGCCUGUUUUAUGUGUCUGUGAGUGUGUAUUCUUGUUUGUUUGUGUGUGUGUGUGGAUGCGUGUCUGUCUGUAUGUGCAAAUUUUGAGACUUAGUGUUGUUUACUUUGAGAAAUGGAAGGACUAAUGCUAUCACUUGACGAGUGCGAUGUUCCUGGAAGUCAGGACCAAAGCUCUGAAAGGCUUUUAAAUCACAGCUGCUGCAUUGCCUUAUCAGUCAUACUCAUGCUACAUAUGCUGGGUAACAUUAGCAUGUGUACACAGUAUAUGAAAGGUUUAUAACACACUAUGGUGGAUUAUAGCAGAUAUAAGGACAUUUUUAAGUGUUUUUUGUUUUAACAACUGAGACCCAAGAGACAUUCAUAGCUGUUGUAUAAACUGAUUGUAGUGAAUGUUUGAUAACCGUGUGACAUAUUUGUAAUCAUCCAGAAUCGUAUUAUUAUUAUUAAUUGUUUACAAUUAGUCAUGUGUUCGCUUUCAGAAGAACAGUUUUACAGUUAGAUAUAAAGAUUAAUAACUGAUUUACAUGAACUGUACAUUGUAUACAUAUAUAGCAGGAUUUAAUUUAUUUAAAUUUGUAUUUGCAACAACUGAAAAUGCAUAUGUAUGAUUUCAACUAUGUUACACUGUGUUAUCAAGCAUUUAUUAACUUUUUAUAAAACCAGAUAAAAGCUUCAAUUGGUGUUAUAAACCAUUAGAAAAAGACAUUUAAAUUUGAAAAUGUUUUUAUAUCUGCUUUAAAACUAAAAAGCUAAACUGAGUUAAAACUAAAGUGUUACCAUAUUUGGAAAGCUUACAGGCGUUUCUUUUCAGUACAGUUGUCUUGUUUAAACAAACUUGCCCCUGGACCCAGUAUUUCAAAGCCUUUAAUCCAGAUCAGAAUCAUCUUGGCUGAAUUAAAUCUCAAAAUUGAGUAUUUCAAAACCAGGAGAUUCUGAGCCUACAAAUUGAGAUACAGAUAAGGUAAUCCUAUUCUACCUGUAUUUCAAGACGAUGAGGUUUGAAUUAGGAUAGUUUUGAUGCUAAAAAUCAGGAUUAUCCCAUCCCACUGAAAGGGUGGAUCUAGCAUGGAUAAAAGAUUGAUGUAGAGACAUGAGGGAUAAAUGGCUCCUCCUGAGCUAUGAUGCAGUAUGUCCCUCCUGAGCGACCGUCACUCUGCAGUCAUGGCACUUCCCUCUUUGGCGCUUACACUUUGAUUGAUAGAGUACAUAAACAUCGAGAUGAGCACACAUCAUGCUGCCUUCCCUCUUUUGCCUUGUCUCUGUGGUAGCGUAACUAAACAUUUCCCAGCAUUUUCAUAUCCGUAAAUGUUACCGAAAUGUUGGGUUACUUUGACCAACAGAUGGAGUCCUAUUCAAAAACUACAAUUUUAAAUUCUGUAGUCGUGAUCUUGUGGUUGCCGGAUCGGAAAGAUCCUAUUUGAAAAUUCUUUGAAAGACCAGGACAAAACCUCCAAAAUCAAUUUCACCAGAGAUAGCAGAGAAGAGAUUGCAACUUCCGGAUAAUUCUGAUCUAGAUUAAAGGUCUUGAAAUACUGGAUGUUGGUGUGUGAAUUAAUCAGCGGUUCUGAGUCUUGAUAUCAGACAGAAGAGAAGCUGCUGUGGCCUGUUUUAGCUAACCCUCAGAUGAAUGGAGGCAGGUCAGACAUAGCUGAGAGACACGGCCGUGGGCCUCGGGAGCAUCUCGCACUGCUCAUGAAACAUAUGAGCGUACAGUAUUGUGUACUUUGUAUACAGUGAUAUAAAUCAUAGUAAAAUUGCUUGAUGUCAUUUUAUUUUGGUUUGUCACCGGUACUACAUUUUUUGUGUAUUUUACUCUACGUCAGCACAAGCUUCUGUCUUUUACCUUAUGUCAUGUCAUCUUUUAAACCCGUACUAAUCACUGCUGACAUUUGUUAAUGCAGAAUAGAAGUAUAUUUUUGUAAAUGACUGUACAAUCUUACCUGUGAAGAGGAUGGGUGUUGAACUAACAUAGCAUUUUCCCUUUGCAUCACUCUGUACAGUACGUUCAACAUGCUCACUACUGCUGACACUGAAAAAAAAGAAAGUUUUUAAGUCUUUUAAUUUUUUUAGUCUCAAAAACAUUUUCAUAUCACUAGCACUCACAUCACACAUUGUUUAGGAAUGACACCCUCUCCAGCACCUAAUGAUGAUGUCAGUGUUAACGUGUCUUAUACUGCUAAUGGAAAUAGUAAAAAAAAAAAAAAUUGCCAUUAUUGUUGAUGGUGUAUGUGAAAAGGAAUAUGUUUGGAUUUUUUUCAGGCUUUUCUUUUUGAUUUUUAACCGAUGUCUGAGAUUUUAAAGGUUUCCUGUGGAGUGUUUUUUAAUCUCUUCUUGCGCUGUGGAGCCAUUUUUAAUGAGAGGGUCCCCGUUUUGUGUGUCCCGUGAGUGGACACUGUACACACAAGUGACGCAAUACACAUUCCUACCCGUUUCUUCACACUAGUCCGCUGAACAACAGGUGACGGUUGGUCACCAAGAUAUGCAUCAGAGUGACAACAACGACAGGACAAAGGUCUGCCGGGUAGUAAACAUGGGUUUCAACUACACAGUAUUUAAAAUUAAAAAUCAUUUUGCAAAUUUCCUGAAUGUAAACACACACGAAAACUCCACAGGUCACCUUUAACUGUUUAAAAGGGUUACUUCAUAUUCCAGUAAGUCAUUGAGAUCUGAAGCUGCUCUCGGAAAAUUCCAGCUGCAGCUAAAAUAUGCCAAUAAAGAAUAACGAGUUGUUGUGUUGGAUGUACUAACAGUAUGACCUGAAGUUUUCGCAUCUGGUAUUCUUUUACAUGACUUGCUAAACUAUUUAUUUACACUUGCUACUAGUCAUAGUAAAGAAUGACAUGUUGUUAGUUAAGAAAUAACAACGUAAGAUCUAAAUAUGGUAUACAUAUAGAUCAUUGUAUGUAUAUACAGUAUUGUGUUGCCUUAUUCGAGAAAAUGUAUUAUGUUUUGUGUGAAUAAAUACAAAGUCUAACUAC
Messenger RNA from Scatophagus argus, 7663 nucleotides. RefSeq names its product engulfment and cell motility 2 (gene elmo2). NCBI's taxonomy places the organism in Eukaryota, Metazoa, Chordata, Actinopteri, Scatophagidae. The coding region runs from base 1451 to 3622 and encodes 723 amino acids. The transcript is spliced from 23 exons. The record is from RefSeq and is a predicted model, not a curated record. Gene Ontology annotation, biological process: cell motility; actin filament organization.